AUGGCCAACAACACCUUUCGAGACUCUGUCAACUCCCUGGGCUGGUCGCGCAGAGACCCGGAUCUCCCCGUCCGCACUAAUGCCGACACCUCUGUUUUCUCACGCCUGCAGUCUUACAAUCCUUUCGGCCAGGGAGGUUAUGUUCAACUCCCCACUCACAAUGAAGGCCCCGGAGCACCCUUGCCAGCCGCUACUCGAAGAGAGGAGGAAGAAGGAUUCUUCGCGCUAAGUCGGUGGGAUCGAAUGCUCGUUUUUGCGGCAUGCAACUUGGGCGCCGCCAUAUGUUUCAUGCUCUGUUUCUUCCUUUUCCCCGUCCUCACGCUCAAGCCCCGCAAAUUCGCCAUCUUAUGGUCUGUCGGCUCAGCCCUGUUUUUGCUAUCAUGGGCCGUUCUCAUGGGACCGUGGACUUACGCUAAACAUUUGAUCUCGGGAUCACGCUUGCCCUUCACGGCCGCCUACUUCGGCUCUAUCGCGUUAACUCUCUACUUCGCCAUCGGGCUCCAAAGCCUCAUCCUCACUGCCAUCUCCUCCGUCUUCCAGAUCUGCGCCCUGGUCUGGUACCUCGUCAGUUACUUCCCCAUGGGUAGCACUGGCCUACAGUACAUGAGUCGUUUCGGUGCUUCGCGCGUUACGGCUUGGAUGUCCGGUUGA
This is a messenger RNA of Penicillium cosmopolitanum, 651 nucleotides long. RefSeq names its product putative Golgi traffic protein SFT2. The transcript is spliced from 4 exons. The record is from RefSeq and is a predicted model, not a curated record. Gene Ontology annotation, biological process: vesicle-mediated transport. Lineage: Eukaryota; Fungi; Ascomycota; Eurotiomycetes; Eurotiales; Aspergillaceae. Gene Ontology annotation, cellular component: membrane. Bases 1 to 651 code for a protein of 216 amino acids.